Phoenix dactylifera (date palm) is the source of this 3316-nucleotide messenger RNA. NCBI's taxonomy places the organism in Eukaryota, Viridiplantae, Streptophyta, Magnoliopsida, Arecales, Arecaceae. The record is from RefSeq and is a predicted model, not a curated record.
CUUCGUAUUAUAUCCCCCUGCUAACCGCACUCGGUUUCGCACCCACCCUUCGCUGUUCCCCUUCCCACCUCUCCCCUCCACCCAUACCCUAAUUUGGCGACUCCUCGUCCCAAGUUCAUCAUGUGAGGAACCAAACAGUAACAUGCAGAAUGGGGAUUGCAAAACAACUGGUGGAAAUGAUGAUAGGACACCUCAAGUUGGAAUGACAUUUAGAUCCUACGAUGAAGUGUCAGAGUUUUAUAGACAAUAUGGUCGACGUAUAGGGUUUGAUGUACGUUUAAAGAGGACGACCUUAAACAAAGCUGGACAAUACUAUACAGUGGAGUUCAUGUGCUCUCGUGGUGGCAAGGGGAGAACAGAUCCUAGCUACCUGGCCAGACCAACAGCAAAAACAAAUUGUCAGGCUGCAAUUCUCUUGAAGUUACAUGGUGAUGGAUUAUUACAUGUGAAGAAAGUUAAUCUUGAACACAACCAUCCUGUUGAUCCUUCUAUGGUUAAGUUAAAGAAAUAUAAAAGGAAGAUGUCCAGUGGUAUGGGAGAGCAUCAUGAAGAGAAUGAGAAGGAAGUCAUACGAAGAAUUAGGAGGUGUCAAACAUCAUUCCACGAAGUUGGUGCUGAGGGCUUAACUUCUGGUGAGGACUGUGAAGCUUUUAAUAGAAGAAGACACUUGAUGCUUCAAGUUGGAGAUGCUGAUGCUUUGUAUAAGUUUUUUAUGCACAUGCAGACACAAAAUCCAAACUCUUUUUAUUCAAUAGAUUUUGACGGUGAAGGUCGCUUAAGGAAUCUACUUUGGGUUGAUGCCAUGUCAAGGGCAGCAUAUAAGUAUUUUGGAGACGUUCUUUUGUUUGACACAACCUACUUGACAAAUGACUAUGAUUUGCCUCUUGUUCUAUUUCUUGGAGUAAAUAAUCAUGGUCAACUAGUAUUGCUUGGUUGUGGCUUGCUUUCAGAUGAAACUGCUGAGACAUACUUUUGGUUAUUUAAGACAUGGUUAGCUUGCAUGUCAAGCCGUCCUCCAAAUGCCCUAAUCACAGACCAAUGUGAGGCCAUUAAAAAUGCAGCUGCAAAAGUAUUUCCAGGAGCUCGUCAUCGUCUAUGCCUUUGGCAAGUAAUGAAAAGGAUUUCAGAGACAUUGAAGGGAAAUGAAAGGUGCAAGGAAAUCAAAAAGUCAUUAGAGAAAGUAAUAUACAACUCUUAUAGAGCUAAUGAUUUUGAAGAGGACUGGAUGAAAACCAGUGAAAAAUAUGGACUUAAAGAUAAUGAUUGUCUCAAUUGGUUGUAUGAAAAUCGACAUUCUUGGGUCCCCCUUUAUCUUAAAGAUACAUUUUGGGCUGGAAUGUCCAUGACCCGGCGUGGUCCCAGCAUGUGUGCCUUUUUUGAUGGAUUUAUAUAUUCUGGAACUUCCUUAAAGCAGUUUCUAAGCUUGUAUGAGACUGCUUUACAAAGUAAAUAUGAAAAGGAAGCUCAAGCUGAUUAUGAGUCAUUCAACAAGGGUCGGAACUUGGUCUCGAAAUUUUACAUGGAAGAGCAGCUGUUUGAGCUGUACACUCAUAACAUGUUCAAAGAAUUCCAGGAGGAGCUGAAGACCACGAUAUAUUGUAAUGUUUCACUGGUCAAAGAGGAUGGACCUGUCUCAACCUUUGAAAUUAAUGAAUCUAUUUUUCUGGAAGAUGGCAGUGUUGCAGAGUAUAAAGCUCUUGAAGUUAUUUACAAUUCAGAGGAACAAGAGAUCCAAUGUCUUUGUGGUUCUUUCCAAUUUAGAGGUAUUCUAUGUAGGCAUGCCUUAUCUGUGUUUAAGUUACAGGUCUAUGAGAUUCCAUCUCGGUACAUCGUUGAUCGCUGGAGGAAGGAUGUUAGGCUUUUACAUGCUUUGGUUCAGUCCUCCAAUGAUUCAGUAGCCAACAACCGAUUGGAACGUUAUAAUAAUUUAGUUAUUCGCUGCUUUCAACUUGUUGAGGUAGGAAUGACAUCCGAUGAUAGAUACCGUCUAGCACUGAAUUCAACAGGAGAGUUGGAGAAGUUUCUAUUGAAUAACAGCACCUCUGCAAAUAUGCAAGUUAAGAUCGUGCCUUGUGAAACAAAGACAAAUGAAAAUGCUGAGAAUCUUGCAGCGUCACAGCUGGGCACAAUUGAGGGUGAUAAGGUUCUAAAUUCGUUACAAGGGAAGCGGAGAGGUCGACCACCAAAGAAAAGGAAAGAAUCCGAUAUAGAUGCUUCAUCCUUAUCAGAUAAGAAAACGAAUGAUUUGAGAACCUUGUGUAUUGAAAGUCAGAGUGAGAGGCUUCUAGUUGCUUCUCCUACUUUGCAUCCUGGCUCCAUUAUUGGUGCACAAGAAAGCUUGAUGCUAAUGGGAGAAGUAAGCCCAAAUGAUUUCUCACUCGGUAGUCAUUAUGACAGACAAGUGAACCAUCAACAUCAACAUGGCAGUCAAUCAAGAAUUUUUUCGAGUGACUUGUUACAGGGUCAAUUUGCCCAAACAGUUGAAAAUCAAUCAAGGAUGCAGUGGAUCUAUCCACAUAUGCUGCAGAAGCAGGAAGCUCAAUUACAGAAGGCAGCUCCUGAUCAAACAACUGGGUAGAGGAGGAGGCAUCCAAUUACAAAAUUGAAGAUGUCAUAGUGAUGUCUAUGUUUAUGUAUACUCUCAAUAGUUGUUCCUUGAGAUUCUUGCCUGUUAAAAGCAUGAUGUAUUCCUAAGUAUGGGUUCAUCAUGGCAUCACCUAAUGAAACAUAUUCAGGUCUCGGCCAUUGAAAAGGUUAAAACUGGAGCUCAAGGAAGACACAUCAAGGUAAUCCUUGAGGGCAAUCAAGGUUUUAAAGCUAGUAUUAGAACCACUUGCCUUCUUCCAGAUAACUGCAAGUUUUCCUUGGGUGUCUGAAUCCACCUUAGGAGAAUUAAGUUUCACUCUAGAAGCUUGUCAUUGCCAAAAAAAAAAUUCUGGUCAUAGAAACUUUAGGGGAGCGUGUCAAUAUCUGGAUUCCAGGGAACAUGUUUCUACUGCACAAACAACUUCAAAGAACCAACUAAAGCUCGGGGGAUGGAUCAUAGAGGCUGGUGACAAUUUUAUAUCUUGGGGGCCUUGUUCAGGAUAUGAGAUAUGUUUCUUGUAUAUUUGUGGAAGCAACUCUGUCCUAUAAUUCUUUGGAGUGGGAAGUAGUAGAUCAACUUUGAGGUUUGUACUGAUGCACUUGAAGAUAUUAAGGAUAUCCACAGUCACAAUAUUCGGGAGAAACGCCUGAUUCUGUUGUUGCUAUCUGUGAUCAUGUUUCUAGAGAAUUUAACUACUUGACUGACUGGUUAAUUAACUAUUGCUGCUAA